GCCCACACGCCAAAUCGCGCGAGCUAUGCCCUUGCUUCACCGUUGGUGUGCCUGGCCGCUGCCCUGGCACUCCGCUGCGCUCGCCCGCUGCCAUCCACGGGAACGUGCAGCAAAGGCGAAAUAGUAUGGAGAAGACAUGAGGUUUGAAGAGGUGGUGAAGUCGAAGUAGCAUCGAUAAUUUUGAUAAGGUAUCAGGUUGGAAGUGGCAGGGAUGUGGAAAUAGCGUGGAGAAGAGGUUGUGGCUGUAUCGGGGAUCCAGCAGGGAGAAAUCAGCAGGCGCCACGGCAUCACGUGUUUUGGAGGGAGCGACCAAGAGGUUGUUGUCAAAGGAGAAAUGGCACAGACUGGGUCCUCAUUUCCGGAGCAGCUUUUCUUUCUGCGGGACCGUGAUGGACUGUCGUUACACGUGGGCCCCCCGAACGAUGUGGCUCCUCACAAGUCCUCGUCAGGAAAAAUCCCAUGCCUUUCUGCUCAAUUCAGCCGCGAUGGAAGCAUGCUUGCAGCUGUGUCGGCAAGUGGUGUGCUACUGGUUGAAACAAACUCAGGCAGGGAGAUCCAGAAGCUUGACGUUCCGGGUGUGCUUGCUGUGUCUAUCUCUCCCAAGGGAACUUAUUUGCAGACCUAUCAUCGGGCAUCUGCUGCAAAGGGGGGAGAGCCGCAAGAGAAGAACCUAAAUUUAUGGGACAUUUCCACUGGUGCCCCUGUGUUCCAACUAUUCCAGAAGGUCUUUCAAAAGUCAAGCUGGCCCUCUGUGCAGUUUAGUGAGGACGAGGCAGUAGCAUGCCGGCUGGUCACGAAUGAGGUACAUUUCUAUGACGGAAAAGCUUUCUCACGAGGCAUCGUGGAUAAAUUGCGACUGCAAGGAAUCGCUUCUACUCGCCUGUCAUUCUCACCCGGGUCUCAUAUUGCAGCAUAUGUGCCAGAGGCAAAGGGUGCUCCUGCAAGUGUGAGAGUGUUUCAGACCUCUGCUGUGGGGCAGGGCCAACCGGUGGCAAGGCGCAGCUUUUUCCGGUCCUCAACUGUGCAGUUCCAUUGGAACAAAGGAUCCUCGGGGGUCCUAAUUGUUGCACAGUCUGAUGUAGAUAAAACUAAUAAGAGUUAUUAUGGAGAGAGCUCCCUCCAUUUUCUGGCUAGCGAUGGAAGCUAUGAUGGAGCUGUUCCACUGAGCAAGGAGGGCCCCAUACACGACGUGCAGUGGGCACCAUCGGGAAACGCGUUCGUUGUCGUCCACGGGUUCAUGCCCGCGAAGGCCAUACUUUUUGAUUCCAAGUGCAAGCCGUUGUUUGACUUCGGCUCUGCCAGUCGAAAUUUUGCUCGAUGGAGUCCGAAGGGUCGAUUUCUGUUGCUGGCCGGCUUCGGAAACCUUCCCGGCGACUUGGAAUUUUGGGACGCUAAGGCGCUCGAUCGCCUGUGUUCUACAAGGGCAGAGUGCACCGUCUCAUGCGAAUGGUCUCCCAACGGAAGAUACGUGAUGACUGCGACAACAGCUCCGAGACUGAACGUGGAUAACGGAAUCAAAAUGUUCAAGUAUGACGGGACCCUGGUUUACGAAAAGAAAUUUGAGCUCCUGUACCAGGCUGAAUGGAGGCCGGUGCCCGACGAGGUCUACCCCGAUUUGCCGGCGUCCCCAAGGUCAUCGAAGAAGAUGGAUGCUGCAGCCGCUGCCUCCUCUGUGGCGGAUCAGUAUGCGGGUAGAGGAACCUCUGCCUCCAAGCCUGUGGCAGCGCAAGCAGCAGGGCAAAAGCCAGCGGCUUAUCGCCCGCCGCACUUGGCUGGCAGGUCUUCCGCGGCAUUCAAUGUGCUGAUGUCAGGAUCAGACGAUAAACCACACAGGAUCGGUGCUCUUGGCCAGGCUGUAACUCCUCCAGGGGCUCAUGAAAUGAGCAAGUCAGCUCUGAAGAACAAGAAACGCCGCGAGAAGGAAAAGCAGAAAGCCAGUGAACGAGCAUCUGGAGUGGGAACAGCUGCUGCUGGUGACAUGCCUCCGGCCAAGGCUGCCAGCGAUUCUACCGCUGUGAAUGCCAUGGCCGAUGAGUUCUCUGCGAUGUCGACAUCACCAGCGGUGCCGGAUGCAUCUGCGCCUGACUCUAGCGGUGAAGAUGUUCAGAAGCGGAUCCGGGCAAUCCAGAAGAAACUCAGGCAGAUUGAGGAACUCAAGAACAAGGCGGCGGAGGCCGGGGGUCUCGCAUCACUCGCCGAGGCGCAGAGGGUAAAGGUGGCGUCUGAGGGUUCAUUGAUCAAAGAAAUUGAGAAUCUGCAGGCACAACUGCGGUAGACUUAGGCGGAAAUGGCAUUUGACAUCUUUUGGUCUUUCUUUUUCAUUUCAUUUUUAACCAGCUGAAGGCUCACAUAAAUUUUGCCGACGUCUGCCUCUGUGAGAGAAAGAGCUCUGUAUGUGGAUAGGUCUGGUAGGUGUGGAUAUAUCUGGUAGGUGUGGAUAGAUCUGGUAAUCUGGACCUGCGUGCGAAAUAGGGUCCUCAUUCUCACUUUUUCAUUUUAUUUUAUUUUAUUUUCUGAAAAUUUUACCGCGUUCAGCUGCCUGCCCACAUUCACACAGACUUUUCGAAUUUCCUUUGUCUGAAGAUUUUGCCGCGCUCAUGCAUGCAUUUUUUGUCGGAUGAGUUCCUUUCCUGUGUCCUAGCUGGUGCCGAUAAAGACAAGGAAUACCU
Molecule: messenger RNA, 2669 nt
Organism: Chara braunii
Lineage: Eukaryota; Viridiplantae; Streptophyta; Charophyceae; Charales; Characeae
Source: the annotation of a GenBank genome assembly